Messenger RNA from Umbelopsis ramanniana AG, 1366 nucleotides. RefSeq lists its product as uncharacterized. NCBI's taxonomy places the organism in Eukaryota, Fungi, Mucoromycota, Umbelopsidomycetes, Umbelopsidales, Umbelopsidaceae. Gene Ontology annotation, molecular function: protein kinase activity; ATP binding. Gene Ontology annotation, biological process: protein phosphorylation. The transcript has 4 exons. The coding region runs from base 202 to 1236 and encodes 344 amino acids. The record is from RefSeq and is a predicted model, not a curated record.
UAAUGGACUGUGGUGUUUUGUCUUGUCUUGCCUUGACUCAACCUUUCUUCCACAUAACAGCAUUGGACUAUCACUUGGCGACAGGCCAUUUCCUACAAAGCGCUCGGUGACUUGUAUGGUGUGCAAAAUGUUGUCGAAAAUACCCAUCCUAGAGCCAAGAAAGCCAUCACUCAAAUCUUUCAGGACGAUUUGUCACAGUAUAUGCGUUGGUACCCGUGGAGAUGGUUCAGCAACAUGCAAUUCAUUGGGUGUGGCGGUUUCUCUGCUGUUUACUCUGCUACCCUUCGACUCCCUUUUCUCCAAGCCAACACCGAAUUGAAGGUGGCUUUGAAGAUUGUUGAUGACAAGGUUUUGAAUGAGAUUGCCGUUCAAUCCAGAGCUUUUUUGGCUCUUCUAUUCAGUGGUGUUACUGUCUGUGAGACGACGGGUGAUUUGAUGAUGGUGAUGACCUACGCUCAAGAUGGUAAUUUGGAAGAUCACUUUCAGCAAGAUCCUUUGGGAGAUUUAGAUUUGAAAACCAUCACUGGCACGAUCACUCGAGUAGCCAUUAACAUCGCAAGUUUACAUGAUGAGAUUGGCAUGUGUCAUCGCAACAUUCAUCCGCGUAAUGUUAUCUGUGCCGAAGAGGAUUAUUUCUUGGUGGAUUACCGCUUUUCUACUGCAUCUAAUGAAGCCACCACUGUUACUCAGGCUGCUAAAGCGCAUUACGGACGUCUACCCUUUAUUGCUCCAGAGGUGAGCGAUGGAAUUUAUACAGAGAAAUCAGACAUCUAUUCCUUGGGGAUUAUAAUAUGGCAGCUGGUCGCCAAGGUGGUAUUCCCUUCUCCAGAGAUCAUGCUCAGUAAUCCAGAAGUAUAUCGCAUCGAACCAGUUCCAGGCGUGCCAAAGUGGUAUGAGGCAUUAUAUACGGCUUGUCUCGAGCCCAACCCAGCAAAUCGACCAGACGCAGAUGAAAUAUGUAGCAUUGUUCGAUCACACAAUGAAGAUAUGCCGGAAAAGAGUCCUCUGGAUCCUCAGGUUGCUGAAUAUGUCACCCAGAGAAGAAAGGCUUGUGAUGAACAUUUGGCGAAAACGGCUGUGACCAUUCCCGGCUCCAACAAUCCACGAACUUCCACUACCAGAGUUUAUACUUUGGCAAGCUUGCCACCAUUAGAUUCAUUGGUUCGAUUGCAUUUUACUAAUAAGCCAUUCGACAUGGCGUUGUAUGAAAUAGAGGACGAAGACGAUAAUAUUUAGGAUGAUGUGCUAAAUACUCACCAUUAGUAGUUUUAGCCUUUUCCUCGGUUAUUUUGUCUCUACCUUCCCAUAUCAUUAUUCUUGGUCAUGAUCAUUCAUUGUAAAUAAAAUAUACAAUUUCUAAUUAAGA